AUGGAACGCAGUCGGAACACGAAAGACGGCUGUAUUCAGAAUAUAGUCCUGUUACUGGCAACUUUAUCAUAUCUUGUGCUUCUGAAUUUUGCCUCAACAAGGUUGCAGGUAUUUCUGACAAGCUCAUUAAACUGGGAACUGGCCUACAUGAGUUAUAGCAUCAUACUCGUCCUAUUUAACCAGCCACUUCGAAGAAUUUUGUCAAAACCAUAUCUCCUUUUAAAGAGGCAGUCGACCAUCACAACCACAACAGCUAUAUCGCACACUCCUCAAGCUCUGCCGCAGCUGACGCAAUAA
Messenger RNA from Cylicocyclus nassatus, 297 nucleotides. Lineage: Eukaryota; Metazoa; Nematoda; Chromadorea; Rhabditida; Strongylidae. The record is from the annotation of a GenBank genome assembly.